Molecule: messenger RNA, 1482 nt
Organism: Annulohypoxylon truncatum
Lineage: Eukaryota; Fungi; Ascomycota; Sordariomycetes; Xylariales; Hypoxylaceae
Product: cyclophilin-like protein
Exons: 1
Coding region: 1-1482 (493 amino acids)
Biological process (GO): protein peptidyl-prolyl isomerization
Cellular component (GO): nucleus
Molecular function (GO): peptidyl-prolyl cis-trans isomerase activity; RNA binding
Source: RefSeq, a predicted model, not a curated record
AUGUCGGUCUUACUUGAGACGAGCGCCGGCGACAUAGUAAUCGACCUGUUGGUUGAUUACGCGCCGAAGGAAUGCGAGAAUUUCCUUAAGCUCUGCAAAGUCAAAUACUACAACUUUUCACCUGUUCAUUCAAUCCAACAAAACUUCUCUUUCCAAACCGGCGACCCUCUCGGUCCUACCUCUGCUUCCUCCGAUGGCGGUUCCUCCAUAUGGGGCCUCAUAUCUGGACCUUCCAAGAAGACUUUCCCUGCUACUUUUCACCCCAAGCUGAGGCACCUCGAAAGGGGUACCGUUUCUAUGGCCACCGCUCCGCACCCUUCUGAUCCCGAUGUUCGUCUCGCUGGAAGCCAAUUCGUAGUCACCUUGGGUGACAACACAGAUUACCUGGAUGGAAAAUCCGCUAUAUUUGGUAAAGUUGUCGAGGGGUUCGAUGCGCUGGAGAAAAUCAACACUGCGAUCACCGACAAAGAUGGACACCCGCUCGUCGAUAUUCGGAUAAAACACACCAUUAUCCUUGACGACCCAUAUGAUGAUCCGUCAGGGCUACGAGAGCCUAGCCAGUCGCCCCAGCCAUCUAAGGCGCAGCUCGCCACAGUUCGAAUCGGCGAGGAUGAUAACCUGGACGAAGAGGUAGAUGAGGAAGCAGCCGAGAAGACCCGGCGAGAGAGGGAGGCCCGCGCCCAGGCUUUAACCUUAGAAAUGAUGGGCGAUCUCCCCUUUGCCGAAGUCAAGCCUCCCGAGAACGUGCUUUUCGUCUGCAAACUCAAUCCCGUCACUACCGAUGCCGACCUCGAACUUAUCUUCAGCCGCUUUGGCAAGAUCUUGUCUUGCGAAGUGAUAAGAGAUAAGAAGACCGGCGAUAGUUUACAGUAUGCCUUCAUCGAGUUCGAGGACAAGGCUGCCUGCGAGGGUGCUUAUUUCAAGAUGCAGGGGGUACUCAUCGAUGACCGAAGGAUACACGUUGACUUUAGUCAGAGUGUGAGCAAGUUAGCCGAGGUAUGGAGAGGCGGAGAAAAUGCGAAACGAAAACGCAGGCACGGCGGCGGCGGAUGGGGUGGUGUCAAGGAAUUGGAGAAGUGGAGGAAAUACAGGGAAGAGGAUGACCCUGAUGACGCCGAGGACCGUUACAAUAUGGUUCACGGGGAGGAGGAGCUACGCGGUCGUUACGGAAAACAGAGAGAUGACAGAGAUCAAGAUAACAGGUCUAAUCGAGACUCCGAUCGUUUCAGGGAUGCGGACAGAGAUAGGGAUCGCGAUGGUAACGAUCGAGGCCGACGUCGAGAUGGUGGUUCCGGACGCGGCAGAGACAGGGCCCCACAACGGCGAAGUAGAAGUCCAAUGCGGGACGGACCUCGUGAUAGAAACCAGUACGAUGAUUCUCGAUGGGAUGAUCGCCCCAAGCCUCGAGAUGACCGUCGUCGAAGAGAUCAAGGUAGAGAUUACGAUAGAGACCGACCGCGCGGCGACAAUCGACGAAGAUAG